AUGCAGACGCUGGUGGUGGGGCACCUCAACGCAGACUUUGAUUCCCUGGCCUCUUGCGUGCUGGGGCGCCUCCUGCACGGCCCCAAGUUUUGUGCCGAUGCACCAGAGCACAUACCGAUCCUGUAUCCCGACUCGCUGGACCCGUUGGUGAAGGACUGGGUCAACAGGAACGAGGAGUUUCUGGAGUCGCACAACUUCAUCGCCACGCUGGCAUGUCCGCUCGGCGCACAGGCUGUCGCGGGGGCGGCAGCAAGUGCCAAGGACUCCCACAGCGAGGAUGGAGAGGGACCACAGGGGCUGCGCUUGGUGAUCGUCGAUGGCCGGCGCCGCUCGCGCUUCACCCACGCCGGACCACUCCUGGUGCCGCCUGGAACGAAGAAGAACGAGGUGUUUGUUUACGAUCACCACCCGCCCUCGGACGAGGACAUACCGGCCCUGGCGGACCACUGCCUGGUGAAGCCGCUCGGCUCGUGCACCGCACUCCUCUUGCACGAGUUGGCCAAGAAGAUCAAAGAAAAGAAUGGCGAAGUCAAGCCGCCCUACCUCACGCCGGACGAAGCCACCCUGUGCGGGCUGGGCAUCUACAGCGACACGGGCAGCUUCGGGUUCUCGUCGACCACGAAGGAGGACUUCGAGGCUGCCGCGCUGUUGCUCACGCCCGAGUUCGGACCUAUGCGUCUCUCCGAUAUCUUGGACCACCAGCACAAGCUGACCAACGUCGCAAACACCGUCACCACCGCAUACGGAGAUUCUGAGGGUUCCGGCGGCAGCAUUCUCAAACAACUCGAGUGCAAUGCCGUUACACAUACGGUGGGUGAUGAAAAGGCGGUCAUAACGCACAUCGUCGCGCCCAUCUACGUGAACAACUUCUCCGCCUUGGUGCAACGAUUUAUGGACCAGGAGAACAUCCACGGUGCCGUGUUUGGCCUCGGCGUGAUGGAGGACCGGGGAAGGGUCGUGCUAGUGGCUCGGUCCCGGUCACCUUCAGGAAAGAGUAGGAUUGACGUGGGUCGGAUAUGCUCAAGUUUUGGUGGCGGAGGACACUACAGCGCCGCAUCGGCCACGAUACUCGACCUCACUCUGGAGGAGGUGAAGAACCGCCUUUUCGCCCUGGUGGUCUCGCAGGUCGAGCAACACGGCAGUCUGGGCGAGAUGAAGGAUCUCGUUACCAAGGCACCCAUCGUCGCCUACAGGUAG
This is a messenger RNA of Acanthamoeba castellanii str. Neff, 1197 nucleotides long. Its product is annotated as DHHA1 domain containing protein. Lineage: Eukaryota; Discosea; Longamoebia; Acanthamoebidae. The transcript is spliced from 8 exons. The record is from RefSeq and is a predicted model, not a curated record. Bases 1 to 1197 code for a protein of 398 amino acids.